AUGGGCAGUAGCGCUGAUCGAGCAGCCCCGCCCAGCACGCCCUGCCCCAGGCCUUCCCAGGAGCUAUUAAAGCUGCGGUCUGCAGCAGCCCAGAGUCCACCGCUGGCUCCAGUGCAGCUCAUCGGAUCCCACUUUCGGCGCCUCGGGGCCCUGCUGUGCUCCGAGCUCCUGCUUCAGGGAUCUCCACAGGGCCUUUGCGACCUGGGCUGCCGGCUACUGCGCCGGCGCCCACUGGUGGAGGGUCCAGGCAUCCACCUGCCGCGCUGUCUGACAACGCUGGACCUGGUGUCACUGGGCGUGGGCGGCACACUGGGGGCAGGCGCGUACGUGCUGGCCGGUGAUGUGGUGAGGGACCAGGCCGGCCCGGGCAUCGUGUUCAGCUUCCUGGUGGCCACACUUCCCUGCCUGCUGUCCGGGCUCUGCUAUGCCGAGCUGGGCGCCCACGUGCCCUACUCCGGGUCUGCCUAUGUCUCCAGCUAUGUCACCGUGGGGCAGCUGCUGGCCUUCGUCACCGGCUGGAACCUCAUCCUGUCCUACGUCCUCGGUGCAGCCAGCGUGGCCCGGGCCUGGAGUGCGGCCUUUGACGGCCUGAUCAGCGGGUACGCAGAGCAGGGGCUGGGCACCCGCAUCUCCCUGCACGCCCCACAGGUGCUGGCCGCGCAUGCCGACUUCGUGGCGCUGGGAGUGGUGCUACUCCUCACGGUGCUCCUGGCGGCUGGAAUGCGCGAGUCGGUGCUGCUCACCCGGCUGUUUGCGGGGGUGAACCUCCUGGUACUGGCCUUCGUCACCGUCGCCGGCUUUAUCAAGGGAAAUCUGCGCAACUGGGAGCUCAUGGCGCACGACUACUUGCUGGCUGAGUCCCGCCUCAACGGCACGCACAGUCUGGGCGCCUUUGGUGAAGGAGGCUUCUUCCCCUUUGGCAUGGCUGGGGUCCUCCGCGGGGCGGCCACGUGUUUCUUCGCCUUCAUUGGUUUCGAUGUCAUCUCCACGGCGGGGGAAGAAGCCCACAGCCCGCGGCUCGCCAUCCCGCUCAGCUUAGUGGUCUCACUCUUUGUCUGCUUCAUGAUGUACUCUGGCCUCUCGGCGGCCCUCACCCUCUUGACACCCUAUUAUCUGAUCCGGCCCGAGCGUGCCCUCUUCGAGGCCUUCAUCCACGUGGGAUGGACCCCUUUCAGCUAUGUGGUGGCUGUGGGCACCCUGUGUGCCCUCUCCUCCAGCCUCUUGGGUGCCAUGCUCUCCAUGCCUCGGGUCAUUUUUGCCAUGGCGGAGGAUGGGCUCCUCUUCAGGGGCCUGGCCUGGGUCCAUGCUGGCACGAACAUCCCCGUGUUGGCCACUGUGGUGUCCGGGGUCAUCGCAGCGUGCAUGGCCUUCCUGUUCGAGCUCAGAGACCUUGUGGACCUCACAUGCAUCGGGACCCUGGUGGCCUGCUCCCUAGUAGCCUUUUCUGUGCUUGUCCUCAGGUUCCAGCCGGACGAGGACUCGGGUUCCAGCAAGGAGAACACCAGGGUGGAAUCACAGGAGACUCAGGCUGAGUGUGAUGUGAUCUCUGCGGACCCUGCACCGCAGACAGGGUGCUUGAGGCUCGGCUGGGCCCUCUGUGUCCCUGGGAAUGCCACCCCGUCUGCAGGGUCUGGCCGGCUGGUGUACUUGUGCGCCAUGGUGCUCGUCCUGCUGCUGAUCGGCCUGGGCCUGGUGCUGGCCUGGUGGCCCGACCGCCUGUUCUCAGGAGACCUGGCGUGCGUGGUGGGGGUCUCCCUGCUGCUGCUGCUGACCUCAGGGGCCCUGGGUGUCAUCUGGCGACAGCCCCAGAACCCUGCCCCGCUGCACUUCAAGGUCCCCGGCGUGCCCCUGCUCCCGGCACUGAGCAUCGUCAUGAACGUCUGCCUGAUGCUGCAGAUGAGCCCGGCCACCUGGACCCGCCUGGCCGUCUGGAUGCUCGUGGGGCUCGCUAUGUAUUUUGGAUAUGGCAUCUGGCACAGCUUGGAGGAGCAGGAGCAGGAACAGGAGCAGCAACAGGAGCAGCAACAGGAGCAGGAGCAGGAGCAGGAGCCCCAGCCUCCACCUGUGGCACCGCGGCCGCCACCUGUGGCACCCCGGCGCCUGCCCCAAGAAACCCAGUGCUGAGCUGACGGGUCACCAGCUGGGAAUGCCCACCUAUAUUCCUUUGCUAGGGAGGGAGCAGCUUCAUGAUAGCGCUUCAAUAAAAGCUUUUAA
Cavia porcellus (domestic guinea pig) is the source of this 2214-nucleotide messenger RNA. Its product is annotated as cationic amino acid transporter 3-like. The coding region runs from base 1 to 2124 and encodes 707 amino acids. The record is from RefSeq and is a predicted model, not a curated record. Gene Ontology annotation, molecular function: L-arginine transmembrane transporter activity; L-lysine transmembrane transporter activity; L-ornithine transmembrane transporter activity. The transcript has 12 exons. Gene Ontology annotation, biological process: L-ornithine transmembrane transport; L-arginine import across plasma membrane. Lineage: Eukaryota; Metazoa; Chordata; Mammalia; Rodentia; Caviidae. Gene Ontology annotation, cellular component: plasma membrane.